Messenger RNA from Protopterus annectens (West African lungfish), 1212 nucleotides. Its product is annotated as trans-1,2-dihydrobenzene-1,2-diol dehydrogenase-like. The coding region runs from base 51 to 1052 and encodes 333 amino acids. The record is from RefSeq and is a predicted model, not a curated record. The transcript has 7 exons. NCBI's taxonomy places the organism in Eukaryota, Metazoa, Chordata, Ceratodontiformes, Protopteridae. Gene Ontology annotation, molecular function: nucleotide binding.
AAAGUUUGUUUUCUUUAGCUGCUAGAGUUGGAGUGAUUGAGGGGUGUACAAUGGCCACCAGGUGGGGAAUUUGUUCUGCAGGAAAAAUCUGUCACGAUUUUGUAGUAGCUUUACAAACGUUGCCCGCAGAGGAUCACCAGAUUGUGGCUGUUGCGGCAUCGGGCCUCUUGCGUGCCGAGGAGUUUGCCAAGUCCCAUGGUAUCCCAAAGGCAUAUGGAUCCUAUGCAGAGCUGGCAGUGGACCCCACUGUUGAUGUAGUAUAUGUAGGAGUAGUGAAUGCAAAGCAUCAUGAGGUUGGACUUCUGUUUCUGAGAGCUGGAAAAAAUGUCCUUUGUGAGAAACCACUCGCAAUGAAUCUGAAGGAGGUACAAGAACUAAUCUCUGCUGCAAGGGAGAACAAGGUCUUCUUGAUGGAGGCUUUUUGGACUCGCUUCUUUCCAGCCAUUCGUCAAAUGCGCACUUUACUUGCCCAGGAUACAGUGGGUGAUAUUAUAGCUGUGAAUGCCGAGUUUGGAGCAAAUAUUGACUACUCAAGACAGAAGCAUGUGAAAGAGACUGGAUGUUCAAGCCUUCUUGAUAUAGGAUGCUACUGUGUCCAGCUGGCUAGCAUGGUUUUUAAGGGAGAAAAACCACAGCUCAUUCAGGCUACAGGAAUUCUGAAUGAACAAGGUGUGGAUGAAAUGAUGUCAAUAGUUUUAAAAUUUCCAUCCAAGGGUUUGGCAACUUGUUUGUGCACUGGAGUUACUCAGCUGCCCAGCAGAGCAUUGAUAAUUGGUGCAAAGGGAUACAUUGAGCUUCCCUUUACAAUGUGGUGCCCCACUGUACUGGUUGUCAAUGGGCAAGAAACUCAGUAUCCACUUCCUUCUACCUCUCAUCCAUUGAACUACAUCAACAGUGUAGGGUUACGUUAUGAAGCCGAAGAGGUGCGACAGUGUCUUCUGAAAGGAAUGAAAGAGUGCCCUUUGAUGCCCUUGGCUGAGAGUGAGCUCAUAGCAAGCAUCUUGGAUGAGGCGCGGAGACAAGUUGGAGUGGUGUUCCCACAAGAUUCUUAGAUCUCAGGAGAAAAAUGUCUGCUUGGAGCUGUGAACAGAAGAUAAUGUGAAUAUUCAGUACGAGGAGUUUUUGUGUAGACAGUGUUACAAAAUCAAAGGAAGUUUCAACAUUUCUUUUCAUGGUUUAAAAAAUGUUAAAAAAAUAAACUUGUAAAUUUUA